AUGGACUUCCUCGUCGGCUCCUUCAAUCAACCCAGCCUCUACCUCUUCACCUUCGAUCCCUCCACUUCCACCCUCCACCUCACCAAAGAACACCCCGCAAUCGGCGGCCACUCCUGGCUCUCCCUCUCGCAGGACAAAACCAAUUUAUACUGCACAGCCUGGACCGCGCAACCCUCCAUCGCCAGCUACCAAAUCCUAUCAGGAGGCCACGAAAUCCGCCAUCUCAACACCAAAACCGUCAAAUCCACUUCUGGUUACGUCUGCAACAAUUCCACCCACGUAUUUUCCGUCUCCGGCCCUUCCGGUGAAGUCUUUCGCAAAAAUAAAUCCGAUAGCGGCUCUCUGGGAAAUCUCGUGCAAGAACUGGAUUUCGUGACAGAUCAAGGAGCGAAUCAAUCCGCCGCACGAGGAGAAGUGGCACAUGGAGAUUUUGGGGGAUUACGACAUGGAGCGCACAGCGUAGACAUUUCUCCGGAUGGGAAAUCGCUCUUUGUGGCGGAUAUUGGUAGGAAUUGUAUUUGGACGUACAAAAUCACGCACGAGACUGAAGGCGUGGAUGAUCCUCCUUUGGAGUUUGGGACUAAACAUAUUGCGCCGCGCAGUCACGAUGGUCCGAGACAUACGUGGCCGCAUCCGAGUGGCAAGAUUCUGUAUUCGUUGCAGGAACACAGUAGCAUGGUGGAUGUCUUCUCCAUUGCCGAUGACGGAGUCACGUUGAAGCAUAUUCAAGGAUGCUCCAUCCUCCCGGCUGGGAAGGAUUGCAAGAAUUACUGGGCUGAUGAAGUUCGAUACUCCACGGGACCGGAUGCUGCGAAGCCGCGUUACCUGUACGCAUCGAACCGUGGAUUGGAAAAGGGUACCAAGGGCUACGUGGCGGCUUAUAAGCUCGCCGAGGAUGGAACGCUCGAGAGUGAAGAGGCCGUUGAUAUCUGGGAAACGCCAACGAGUGGUGGCAUUGCGAAUGCCAUCGAGCCCGCGCCUUGGAAGGUAGAACACGGCGACAAGGAAUACCUUGCGCUGUGUGAUAGCGAGGAGGGCUGGGUUUCUAUCCUCUCCUUUGAUGGGAAAGUGAUACAGGAAGUGUCCAAGGUCAAUUUGGGAAAGGCGAAAGAUGGCAAGGUGGUUGGCGCCGCUACGCCAGUAUGGCUAUAG
Sphaerulina musiva SO2202 is the source of this 1152-nucleotide messenger RNA. RefSeq names its product putative isomerase YbhE. Gene Ontology annotation, molecular function: 6-phosphogluconolactonase activity; protein binding. Bases 1 to 1152 code for a protein of 383 amino acids. NCBI's taxonomy places the organism in Eukaryota, Fungi, Ascomycota, Dothideomycetes, Mycosphaerellales, Mycosphaerellaceae. The record is from RefSeq and is a predicted model, not a curated record. The transcript has a single exon.